Thalassophryne amazonica is the source of this 2214-nucleotide messenger RNA. RefSeq names its product calcium uptake protein 3, mitochondrial-like. Gene Ontology annotation, biological process: calcium import into the mitochondrion; mitochondrial calcium ion homeostasis. Gene Ontology annotation, molecular function: calcium ion binding. Bases 11 to 1438 code for a protein of 475 amino acids. Gene Ontology annotation, cellular component: uniplex complex. Lineage: Eukaryota; Metazoa; Chordata; Actinopteri; Batrachoidiformes; Batrachoididae. The record is from RefSeq and is a predicted model, not a curated record. The transcript is spliced from 15 exons.
GUAAACAGCCAUGGCCGCCCUGCGCAGGCUGACUGCUCCUUUAUUCAUCAGCGCCUCCAGGACGCGUGCGGCGGCCGGACAAGCGUCCGCCAAAGCGCUGAAAGUGGUCGCGGCGGGAGCGUGCGUGGCCGGUGCGGCGUCUUAUUACUGCUUGUUUGUCGGCAGCCGCCCGAGCCGCUUCCAGGCUCCGUUUGUGCAUCAUCUGUCGCUGCCAUCGGUUUCUGCCACCGAAAAGGACAAGCCCUAUGAUCUGGACGACAGAGACGGGUACAUGUCAUUCUACGAAAACAGAUUCCGCCUCUUCAGUUCGGUGGAGUACGAAGGCCGGCUCUACAUGACGCCACUCAACUUCAUCGAGUCUGUGAUUCUGAACAAGCCGAAGAGUAAAAGAAUGUGGAAGUCCCUGACUAAAAAGGAAUUAGAGAAAAUGCUUGCUGAUACCCCGCCUGUUUGGAAAGGAUCAUCACAUUUGUUUAGAAAUCUCCAAGAACGAGGUGUCAUCAGUUACACAGAGUAUCUCUUCCUGCUCUGCAUUUUAACAAAGCCACAUGCAGCCUUCAGGAUUGCUUUCAACAUGUUUGAUGCAGAUGGAAAUGAAAUGGUGGAUAAAAGGGAAUUCAUGGUGCUCGAAGAAAUUUUCCGCAAGAAGAAGGACAGAAAAGAAGUCACGGAAGAUGAGCAACGAUUUGUGCAGCAGAGCCUGCAGCUGUACAGCCAUCACAAACCUCAGGUGCACAGCAUAUAUGUCCAUAAUAAACACAGUGAGCAUGCAGAGGCCCGUGGCAUGUGGGAUGUUCUCAGACGUGACACAAGUCAAAUUCUGCUUUCUGAUCUCAGUGAGCUUGUGGAUGAAAUGACAAUGGACACGACUCUCCUGGUGCACUUCUUUGGAAAAAAAGGAAAGGCCGAGUUGAAAUUUGAAGAUUUUUACAAGUUCAUGGAUAACCUACAGACAGAGGUCCUUGAGAUUGAGUUCCUCUCCUACUCCAAAGGCAUGCCCACCAUCAGUGAGGAAGACUUCGCUCGGAUCCUCCUUCGGUACACUGAUGUCAACGAUGUUGUUGGGUACUUGGAGAAUGUGCGCCAUGGCAUAUCGACUGAAAAGGGAAUCACUUUUGAGGAGUUUAGGUCAUUUUUCCAGUUCUUAAACAACCUGGAGGAUUUUACCAUCGCCAUGCAAAUGUACAACUUUGCCAACCGUUCCAUUGGUCAAGAUGAGUUCACCCAUGCAGUCUACGUGGCCACAGGUGUGAAACUGACCGGCCAUUUGGUAAACACAGUCUUCAAGAUCUUCGACGAGGACCACGACGACAAGCUCAGCUACAAGGAGUUCAUUGGUGUCGUGAAGGAUCGGUUACACCGGAGCGAGGGGGGAACCAGAGUGGAGAAGUUCACCUCCUUUAAGUCCUGCAUGAAGAAGGAGCUGUCAGGGAAAUAGGUCACUUCAGCAGCAGUGUGCGGUUAAACGUAGAGGGACGCUACCGCCUCUGAGAACAUCUGAUGCAUGUUGCAGCAUCUUAUUGCAGCACAUUAAAGUUUUUUUAAGCAAACAGGAUGUGGUGCAAAAAGGGAUGUGUUCAUCUUAAAUGGUCACAUUAACAGUGUUGUGUCACACCGUAAGUUGCAGUUUAUUUGACUUUAAUUCACUUUAUUGCUCUGCGUAUCUGCAUUGUUCAGUCUGACUCAGUCUGUCUGAUCGUCUCUGCACACGAGGCCUUGCUUUGAUAUUUCAGCUGCAUACACGGAUGUCCUCCUCCUCCUCCUCCCUGCAAACAGCUACAGCUCAGAUCCUGAAGAAGCCAUCACAUCCAGCAGGCCUGUGGCUUCGACACUUUAACGACAGACAGCUAACGGUGUUAAUCAUUUGUCACCGCAGAGCAGCAUCCGCGCCGUGCACUCAAGCAGAGGUUGACCUCUUUAUAAAUAUACAGAAUAUUGAAGCCAUAUGUUUGUUUUACUCUUCAGGAAUCCGUAACAUCACCUUAAAAUGAGAAGCUGUGCUCUACAUAUUUAGAAAAACUCUUUGUUACAGAAAUCCUGAUGUGUAGUGUGUGGUUGAGAAAUACGUUCCUGGUGCAAUAUUUACUUUGGGUGGAGUUACAUUUUGAACAGGCUGCUGAUAUGUAGAUUUUGUGUGUUAUUAACCAGACCAGUGUGUUUUCAGCCUACGUCUGUGUCGCUUUUGUGCUGGCUGCGAUGCAACGUGAAUAUUUA